ACAGUAUAAAAGAAAGAGGUGAGGGAAAGACAGAGCUAAACACACAUGCACACCAUGUCAUUUGCAAGUUGCAUUCUAUUGUACUAUUUCAAAUUACUGUGUUGUGUAAUACUGUGUAAUAUUAUCUAAAAGAGUACCUGUCUCCAGACUAGUCGCUGCAGCCACAAUGUAUUUUUUCUUUUCUUGGCGACAUUGAGCUUCCAUAGUUUGGACAGGACCGCUGCAUGACGUGAGCAUUUCACAGUGCACACACAAUAUCAAACAGGCAGAGCACUGAGAGGAGGAGCACUCAAUAUUACUCGUCUGGAACCAGUCGACAUCAGACCGGGAUAUUGAUAUCAAACUGCACGGAGCUCAGGAACAUUAUCGCGGAGUAAUCACCUUUGAUUGUCGGAGACUAGAGUUUCGUUUCUCCCUCGCAGAUCAGACAGGACUCAUCAUGGCUACCAUGGACGAGAGUCCGUUUUCUCUUAUAAGUCUGGAGGAUGAGCUGAGCUGCAGCAUCUGUCUGAGUCCCUUUAACUGUCCGGUGACAAUCCCCUGCGGGCACAACUUCUGCCAGGACUGCCUGCUCGCCACCUGGAAGGACUGCUACAGCUGUCCGCAGUGUCGGACCGUCUUCGCAACCAAACCGGAGCUGAAGAAAAACACGGUCCUGAGCACCGUCGUGGAGACCCUCAACUCGAGGUUGACCAAGAGUGGAGCCAGUGUGAUCCCAGAGAAGAGCAAAGCCAAGAAAAAGGAUGUCAUACGUUGUGAUGCAUGCAUGGAGGCAGAAGCGUCCCAAACCUGUCACACCUGUAUGGCCUCUUUCUGUGAGGAGCACCUGCGUCCUCACCAGGAAAACCCUGUUUUCCGCGUCCACCAGCUGACUGCUCCUGUCAGCAACCUGUUGGAGCGGAUCUGCACGGACCACCACAAGCUGAUGGAGUUCUACUGCAGCCAACAUGCCCGAUCAAUCUGCAGCAUCUGCCUCCAGCAAGUUCAUAAAGGAUGCUCCUUCAUCUCCUCUGAGGAUCAGAGGAACCUCAAAGAGUCUGACCUCAGGGGCAAGUUGGGUUUGCUGGAUGGGAAGAUUACAAAGAACGAGACUGUUGUCUCUCAAAUGAGGGACAUGCAGAACAAGUUAAAGGACUCAGCGACCAAAAGAAUGAAGACGUUGUCAGCUGAGUAUGAACAGAUGCGGGUUAUGUUGGCUCGAGAUGAGCGUGAUGCUCUGAUGGCAGUGGAACGUGAGCUGGAGAGUGGUCAGGCCAAACUCAAGGGUCUCAUGAAGAAGUUCACCGAGAACAUUGAUAGCAUGAGCAAAGCUAAAGAAGAUAUCCACAGUCUUCUGAGUCAGUCCCAAACUCUGGGCUUCCUACAGGCUUCAUAUAAUCUUCCCCAAAAUACAAACUUUGACCCAUACACCCCUCGAAUCAACCUGGACUCCAAGAAGGUGAUAGCAUCGCAGGCCUUUGCUGCUGCCCUGAAGGAACAUCUGGCAGAGAUGUUUAACCAGCCCUUCGAGGCCAGACAAGUGAUGCUUAAACCAGAGAAAAGUGCAGUUCCUGUUUCAGGAAGUACUGGAUCUCAGCCAGAAUCUGAACAAUCAGAUCUUCAAUGGCAGAGAAGAAAUCCCAGAUCCCACAGUCCUGGCCGUUCAAUCAUGCAGCCAUUCAUCCGGCCCUGGAAUCCAGUCCAGCAUGCACAGGCUUCUGCUUCAGGAUUUAAACCUUUGAGCCCUGGAACUAUGGGAUUGGAGCCGCAGUGGGGUCUUAUGGCCACACCCCAGGGUUCAGGUUCUCCACCCAAAGCAGUCUCAAAGAAGAAAGUUCAAAAACCUAAAAAGGGACAGAAAUCCACUGAGGACACCAUGGGGAAUGAAAAUCUAUCCAGUUCAAUGGAAAACCUAUUGGAGUUCAAUGGGAAAGAAGCUGAAUCCAGAGAGCAACCAGUUGCAGUGACUUCAGACAUUCCCCCCAACAUAACAUCUUCAGAAAAAAGAGGCGAACUUCUGAAAUAUGCCACAGUACUCACAUUGGAUCAAAAGACGGCCCACAAACGCAUCGCACUGAAUGAAGGCUUCACUAAGGCCUCUGUGUCAGAUGAGCACGAAAACUACCCCGACUCCCCUGAGCGUUUCACUGUCUGCUCCCAGGUGCUCACCUCCAAGGGUUUCUCCAGAGGGCGCCACUACUGGGAAGUGAAAUUGAGCAGCAACAACUUCAUUGGCUUAGGUUUGGCUUACAAGAGCAUUGACCGCAAAGGUCCCACAAGUCGCCUGGGACGCAACGCACAGUCCUGGUGUGUCGAGUGGUUUAACGUCAAGCUGUCAGCUUGGCAUAACAGCAGCGAGACCGUGCUGGUCAAUCCCAAUUCAAAGCGCGUAGGUGUGCUGUUGGAUUGCGAGGAGGGCACUGCUACGUUCUAUAAUGUGGCAGGCAGGGCAUAUCCCUUCCACUCCUUUGUGUUCCCCUUUACUGAAGCGGUGUAUCCAGCUUUCUGGAUUUUCUCAAGUGGCUCGUCCAUUUCUUUGUGCAAGCUGCAGGAUUGAGGAGCAUAUGCACAUAAAUGAUGCAUAUGACAAUGAUUUUCUCCGCUAUAAGUCUUUACUGAUACGUACCCUUUUGUUAGGUCUGCUUUAUACGACUAAAAUGAAGGAAUAGAUGGUGAUUGGUGCUUGAAGAGUUAGCAUGCAUUCAGACAGGGUCAGGUGCUGCGGCAAAAUGUGGCAGGGUUUUGCAGUGUUUGGCUAAGGGCUGAGGUGGGUUGGUGGAGGUGUGUCUAUAUGUGUUGACAUAACCGCUAUGAAACAUUUAGGAAAUAUGUGAUUAACUGGCUUUACUGAGGCAGGCACUCGCUCACUCUCAUUGACUGUCUAUACCUCUUGACCAAAGCUCUUUCUCUUUCAAACAAGCAGACACAAAUUAAACUUUGUGUCUCUAUUUUGCAGCAUGUAUUGUGAGUCAGACAUAGAUUUAGAAGCUGGUUAAAUGAAAUAAACAGAACAGAAGCGGAAGACAACAGGUAGAGUAUCAGGUUUAUUCCAUGAAUCCUGAUACUCUACCUGUUCCUGAUGUCACACUCCGGCUGCCAAUCAGCCGGAGUGUGACGUCUUGGAUCUGGCUCAACUUCCCUGUCGCAUGCCAGAACUUUUUUUUUUUUUUUUACUGACACCCUGGUGGCGUGGACUGCCUGAGCUGAAAUGGACGACUUCCACUCAUGAAUCUAAAAAUUUCAGUUUCUGCCGCAGCACCAGGUCCUGUCUGAAUGCAGCCUUAAAACUGAAAUUGAGGUCAAGAGUUAAUGGCAUAGGUAAUGUCAUUAACUAUGACCACAAAAAAUGACACUGGCUUAUCAAACCAGUGGAAAGGUUUGAUAAGCAAGGUGGAGUAAUUCAAGUCUCUAAUCUGAAUCCCAUGUGAUUGUGACCCACAUACGAGUCCCAGUCAGUUAAAAACAAGAUGAAAAAUAUGUUGCAUUAAUGAAGUGAAGCUGGGAGGAGGGUUGCUGUUUCUGGUCCUCAAUGUUUCUCUAUGAUUAUAACAGAACACACCAUAACACAUACUGUACACUUACCGUACAGUGUGUGUAUGUUAGUGUGUCUCCUGUAUUACUGUGCAGAUUGUUGAUAAGACACUGUAGAAUGGUGGUAAUUGUGACUGGAUAAAGAAGUGUAUUAAUCACUUUACUCUCCAACAUAUGUACUGCGUUUUUGAUAUGAUUGUUUUGGAGUGUGUUGGAGGGAAGCCAUUAAGGUUCUAAGGCUGGGUGAUACGACAUCAAGUUUUUUUUUUUCUUAUUGGUCAAUAUCAAUAUGUGUCAUAAUGUGAAUCAUUUCAGGAGAUUAAGUUUAAUAUUUUACUAUAGUGGAUUCAGGAUUUUAGAUUAAAUUCCACCAGGUGACCUCCAACCAUAAAACAAAACGGAAACAAUUUAACUAUGUAGCCUAUCUACUAAUGAUAGACGCACAUAGACCACCCUUUGCUGGCCCUCGAAAGCUUCCUUUAUGUUUUCUGUCCACCUGUACUGCUUUUGUUACCUAAGCAAUAGCAAAUGUUGUGUUUAACUUAAUAAACCAGCCCCAUUAAAAUGGGUGGUACAUUCUUAGAAGACUGCCAUGUAAUUGGCCAAAAGCAGAUUUGUUCAUACGAUGUGAUUGGCUCUUCAAUUUACAAAUAUAACAGUAUAUAACUGUCUCUUUUUUUUUUUUUAUUGCAGUAGGUUAUCACUUGUAUCACCCAGCCUUAUAUGGUUACUUCCUCAACUCUUUGGCUGACUUCGCUGAUGAGAACUGAAGUCAUAUAGACUAUGUUCUUAUGAAGUUCUUUUUUUUUUUUUUUUUUUAUGGCAUUUUGCCUUUACCGGUGAAGGGAUGACAUGCAGAAAUGGUCCUUGGCUAGAUUUGACCCUGUGAUGUCAUGCUUGCACGGAAUGCCCCAUAGAAAUACAGUGUUAUGCUGUUAUAUAUAUAUCUAUGGUAGGCACAUUAAAACCAACAGGCCAUCAGAAUGCUCUGUUGGCUUGUUGGUACAAAGUUUACUCCGGCCUGUAAGGUGUUGCUGAAGCACGCUGUUUCCUGUUGGGAAUACAUUGGUGGGUGGUCAAUGUGCCUACUGAUCAGUUUAUUCAGAUUUACCAUAAGCAUGCUCACCUUGCAGGUACCACGGUGUGAUAAACUGUAUGGGUGUCAAGCAGUAGAGAUCUGUCUACACAACAUACAGUACAUUAACAGUGAGCCUAAAUACUAACCUCACUGCAUUUAAGGGGGUUCACAAGACACUGUUAUCCAGAGUGACUUAACUGAUAAGCUGGUAAAGGUUCAGAAAUGAUGACUGCUGCAGUGAACUGGUGUUUAAAGUGGAAACAGACAACUUAUUAUUAAGUAAAUGUUGUAACGCAGUGUAAUUCUCUAGAAGAAUAACUGUCCGUCUCUGUUAAGAUCGGUUCUGUAUAAGCCUUGCCUUCACUAUACACAGUUUUAUCCGAAUUUUUCUGGGAACAUGAAGGAUUUUGUUCCAUUUAUAUGACUUGUACAUUGACUAAAUGCAUGAACAAACUUGCAUUUUUUCUUCUAAUGUUUUCUCAACAUUAACAUUACUUUCUACUCUGUCACGACGCCAACCCCUACUGAAGUUCCUUGUUUGUGCAAAAUAAUAAAGAUACUCAAACUGUUAUUACUAUGCAGUGCACAUUGCUACAAUAGCUUUUGCCUGCCCAAAGUACAAUUUCAGUGUACCUUUCCUACUUCUCUCUAGUGUUGAUCAUUUCUUCACGGAGCUAGAAAACACAAACAGAUCCGAUCUUAAGGAACUUGUCUGUUUCCACUUUAAGUGAAAAGAGCGAGGCAUUUCUGCCAAUGCACUUCAGGUAUAAACCUUUAUUUUUAGGUGAUAUACCAAAGUGCAGUAUGUCACUGCAUGUAAAGUCUGAACCUGUACAGUGAAAUCUGCUGUUUUCACUAUUAGCUUAUCAUCACACUGGAAAUUAUGGUUUGAUACAUAUAGCUUUAUGAAACUGUUAACAGCUUUCCUGUACCAUGAGUGUCGAAAUACUGAUUGUUUGCUUUUAUUGCCAACCUCAGAUGACAUAAUGGGUCAGAAUAAAUAAAAGAAACAUUUAUUUCAUGCAACAUUUAGCUUCAUUUCUUAUGGCUGUCUGUUUUUGUAAAAUGGCUUGAAGAUCAUUUUGUUGAUUUUAGUGUUAGUUUGUGCAUUUAAU
Messenger RNA from Larimichthys crocea (large yellow croaker), 5703 nucleotides. It is a transcript of the gene trim25, whose product is annotated as tripartite motif containing 25. NCBI's taxonomy places the organism in Eukaryota, Metazoa, Chordata, Actinopteri, Sciaenidae. The record is from RefSeq and is a predicted model, not a curated record. The coding region runs from base 440 to 2536 and encodes 698 amino acids. The transcript has 12 exons. Gene Ontology annotation, molecular function: zinc ion binding; protein binding.